AUGGAUAUAUUGGACUUUGCAAAGAAAUUAAGUGCUGGCAAACAUCAUUCGGCACGUAACGAUGAUGUAUUCAUUGACCGCCUCAAUCACAGAUAUACAGUAACGAUGAUUAUAGUAUUUGCCGCUGUUGUUACAACUCAGCAAUACUUUGGUUCACCUAUAACAUGUUGGGUACCUGCUCAAUUUACGGGUGGUUAUGAAAAGUAUGCCAAUGAUAUAUGUUGGAUAAUGAAUACAUACUAUGUUCCGUUAGAACAUGAUAUACCACAUUCUGAAACAACUCGAUAUGAACGUAUGCUCAAAUAUUAUCAAUGGUCACCAUUUAUUCUUUUGUUUAUGGCACUAUGUUUCUAUUUUCCACGUAUGCUGUGGAGAUCAUUAAACAAUAAAUCAGGUUUAGACAUAGAAAAAUUAGUUGAUGCAGCAAUGAAACAAGAACAAAACGAUAAUCCAGCUGAAGAAAGAACGAAAACAGUCGACUAUAUCGUUAGUUCGAUACGUGUGUAUAUUGAUAAUCGUUACGAGGCUACAAACCAAAAUGGAUAUAAUCAACGACAUUAUCCGAAAAAAUUGUGGUAUCACUUCAUAUUUUGGCGUCAUCGCCAUUUGAGUGCAUACAUUGUUCUAUUAUUUACAUUUGUUAAAUUCCUUUUUCUUACGAAUUCCUUAUUACAAAUAUUUCUUUUGAACGCUUUUUUGGGUAAUGAAUAUCAUUUAUUUGGUUUUGAAGUUAUUGUUAAAUUUCUUCGUGGUCUUGAUUGGGGCGAAUCGAAACGGUUUCCACGUGUUACAUUAUGUGAUUUUCAUAUACGCGAAGUCGGCAUCGUUCAUCGAUAUACAGUUCAAUGUGUUUUACCGAUAAAUUUAUUUAAUGAAAAAAUUUUUCUUAUACUUUGGUUUUGGAUAUUACUAUUAGCUGCAUUUAAUAUAGGCGAUUUUAUAUCUUGGAUUUUACGUAUCGUACGUGUUGAUGGUCGUUCGGCUUAUGUACGACGAAAAUUAGCUAUGCGUGGUGCAAAUAAAUCUAAAUCGAAUGGUGAAUCCUCUGGUCCAGAACUAUCGAACGUAGAGGAAAAGCGAAUGAUUAGAUCUUUUGUUCGUGAUUAUUUACAUGAAGAUGGAUGUUUUGCACUUCGACUUUUAGCGCGUAAUGGACAAGAUAUUAUUGUAGGCGAGGUCAUUGAUAAAUUAUAUGAUGACUUUCGAAAAACGUAUCUAGCCGAACAUACAAAUAAUGAUCGUUCCAUAGCUUUUCCCAAUGGAUCAUCACGUAGUAUGCAUAAUAAUUCAUCUUAUCCAUCUGCACUGCCUCGAAAAGCAGCAUACGAAGUACCAAAUAAUGAUAAUGAACGAGGAAGUUUAAUGGAAACACCAUCAUGA
Messenger RNA from Rotaria socialis, 1380 nucleotides. The record is from the annotation of a GenBank genome assembly. NCBI's taxonomy places the organism in Eukaryota, Metazoa, Rotifera, Eurotatoria, Philodinida, Philodinidae.